Molecule: messenger RNA, 654 nt
Organism: Oikopleura dioica
Lineage: Eukaryota; Metazoa; Chordata; Appendicularia; Copelata; Oikopleuridae
Source: the annotation of a GenBank genome assembly
AUGGGACGCGACGACGAAUAUGACUACCUCUUCAAGGUUGUGCUCAUCGGAGACUCCGGCGUCGGCAAAUCCAAUCUUCUCAGUCGAUUCACGAGGAACGAGUUCAACCUCGAGUCUAAAUCCACCAUCGGCGUUGAGUUCGCUACAAGAAGUAUAGAAGUAGAAGGCAAAACUAUCAAAGCGCAGAUUUGGGAUACUGCUGGUCAGGAGAGGUACCGUGCUAUCACGGCCGCGUACUACCGAGGCGCCGUCGGUGCCCUUCUCGUCUACGACAUUGCCAAGCACACGACUUACGAAAAUGUUGAGCGCUGGUUAAAAGAGCUUCGGGAUCACGCAGAUAACAACAUCGUCAUCAUGCUUGUGGGAAACAAAUCCGAUUUGAGGCACUUGAGAGCUGUGCCGACAGAAGACGCGAGAAACUACGCAGAGCGUCAGAGUUUGAGCUUCAUCGAAACCUCGGCGCUGGACAGCACGAAUGUAGAAACGGCCUUUCAAAAUAUCUUAACAGAAAUUUAUAAAAUCGUCUCCCAGAAGCAACUCGGCGAUUCAGAUCGGGGCGGUGACUUGCCAGACAAUGACGUGGUGGACAUCCACGUGCCGGACUCGACACCGGGUAACCAGCGCAAGAAGAGCGGCUGCUGCAACCAGGACUGA